Molecule: messenger RNA, 3132 nt
Organism: Acipenser ruthenus (sterlet)
Lineage: Eukaryota; Metazoa; Chordata; Actinopteri; Acipenseriformes; Acipenseridae
Product: low-density lipoprotein receptor class A domain-containing protein 2-like
Exons: 5
Coding region: 412-1533 (373 amino acids)
Molecular function (GO): protein binding
Source: RefSeq, a predicted model, not a curated record
CAUUUUCAUGCAUCACGCUCAUUAUCCAGAAUUCACACUGGCUAGCCCCCAAUCUCCCACCCCCAACUCCAAUCCAUCCAGUAAGUCACCCCAGUCGUCAUGGAAACUCCAAAACACAUAGAUGAAACAAAGACCACCAAGAGGGGCACAAAAACCAGGAUGACGAGUGACCGUGCCCAGAGCCUCGGAAUCAUCGGCGGAAAACAAACCUUGGUUUCAAAUUCUGAAAUUCCUCUCUGAUAUGUCCGUCUCCAUGUUGAAAGUGUAAGAGAGGCAUUUGAAGUUUGCUUGUGUGCAGCUCUAGGAGGGAUCUGGGCUCCAUAGUGACACAGCUGUUACAGUUUUAAGGGAAUCCCUGUGUUCAGUGUCCAGCACGGAGUAUCUUGAAAGGCACAUUAAAGGAAUGUUGAAAUGGCCAACAAGGGGAAACGUUUUCAGCUUCUGUCAAAACUAUUUGUUCUGCUAAACUUUAUGACACUGCAGGUCCAUACCAUAGAAACAGUGAACCUCGUGGACUUCUGUGGGCAGACCAUCCGGAGAGAUGGGAUGAUCGUCAACUCUCACCGUGAGUCGCGCAAGUACUACUUUGUGACCAUGGGAACGGACUGCCACCUCACCAUGCAGGCCACCUCACCCAAGGACAAAGUGCAAUUCUACUUCCGCUUCUUCCUGGUGUACAGCUUGCUGCGGGUCAACCAGCCCACCACCCAACCACUGCCCACCCCCAGCAUGGCCCCUCUCUCUGCAAACACCACCAAGAGGCCUCCCACCUUGCCCACCCCAGCAGAGGAGGCCGCAGACCCCUGUAACCUUGGUUCUUAUGUGCAAUUCUACGACGGGAAAGACAGGAACGCGCAGCCUAUCGGCGCUCCUCUGUGUGGUAAAAGCCUCCCCAGGCCCAUUCUGUCCACCGGGAACUAUCUGACACUCAGGCUUGUGACACGGGGACAGCAACCAAGGGUGGACUUUGUGGGUGAUUUUACGUCAUUUAGACUAGGGUUUAACCAGUCCGAGUGCAGUGGCGAGCCCUAUUUCCCGUGCCACAAUGGGAAAUGCAUACCUAUGAGUCUGGUUUGUGAUGGUAAAGACCUAGAUAACUGUGGAGACGGCAGUGACCAGUCAUCUCUCCCGCCGGCUAAAUGCAAAGGUCCCUUCUCCACAGCCCCUGAUAAACUUGAUGCAACAACCAGAACCCCGCCCUCUUCUCCCUCCCACUUCCCUUCACCCACCAGCCAAACCUGCAGCACCCAGUCCCACGGCAACAUGCCCCAGCCCGAUUCCAUCACAGAUAAUAAGAGGCAUGUGUCUCUGCUGGCCCUCUACAUCGCUCUGGGGGUGAUCGGGGGCGUGGUGCUGCUCUUCUGGUGCUGUUGGUCUCCUGGCUGGUUCGUGUGGAGAGUGAGCGCAUGCCGACUCAUGCCCUGCUGUAAUUCCUUCUGCGCCUCCUGUCAGCUCUGCACGCAAAGCUGCUCACGCAAGGACCACCGCCUGGCCAAAGUAACACCACAGAGCACUGCCACCGUCGCCAUGUAACACCAGCAGGCCUUCUGCAGGAACAAGAACCCACACAAUACCUGUACCUCCAGGAGUGUAGUGCAGCAAACACUGACUACUGUUUUUAUGAAGCAAUACUAAUAAACUGGAAGCUUUGUCCUUCAAUUUGUUAAAGAAAUAAACAAUUACAAAUCAAAACUGUUAGAAUUGUAUUGUUCCAAACAGCUGAGAAGGCCUCUGAAAUGCAAAUGUAAACAAAUAACCAGUCUUGAAAUUGCCACUUACAUCUGAAGAAGAGUCUGAGGACUUGCAAUAGUGUCUGUAUACCACAAUUAAUCUUAAAAAAACAGUAUCAACUUUUCAAAUAAAUUAUUAACUAAUCAUUAUUAAUUUAAUAUUCCAUUUGCUAUACAGGUCUCAAGAAUGUGCAGUUUAGAAAGCAAACACACAUUUUCAUUUUUAAACAUAUAUGUGAUAUCUGUUUGACUAAGCAAACUUUCUUUAACCUUUGUACCAGAUACAUUUAAAAAAAGCAGGUCUGCUGUAUUUCAACCUCACAUUUGAGACCUAUAUAUUGAAUGGAAUUGUUUGGCAAGCUUCCAUCACUGUAACUGCAAUUAAGAACAGGCCAUAAUCAAAGCCUGACAUAGUAAAUUUAAACUUUGUUGGUGUGUGUUUUCCUUUAAGUUUUGCAAGUUACAAUUUGAAGUAUAAAAAAAACCUCGAGGGGGUGCUCCCGAGUGGUGCAUCCGGUAAAGGUGCUCCGCGUGGAGUGCAGGAUGCGCCCUAUAGCCUGGUGGUCGCCGGUUCAAGUCCAGGCUAUUCCACUGCCGACCGUGGACGGUAGCUCCCAGGGGGCGGCGCACAAUUGGCCAAGCGCCGCCUGGGGAGGAGGGCUUAUGUCGGUCAGUGUGUCCUCCGCCCACCGCGCACCAGUGACACCUGUACACUGGCCAGGUGGCUGCGGGCUUGCCUGUAAGCUGCCCAGAACUGCGUUGUCCUCCGACACUAUAGCUCUGGGUUUGUUGCAUGGCAGGCCUGUAGAGUGAAACAAAAGCAGGUCGGCUGAUGGCACAUGCUGUGUUCGUCUUCGCCGCUCCCAAGUCAGCACAGGGGUGGUAGUGGUGAGCUGAACUUAAAAUACAAUUGGAUAUGACAAAUUGGCGACUACUAAAUUAAAAAAAAAACAAAAAAAACCUUCGAGUCUUGUUCCCAGGAUGUUUUAUGGCAUAAUGAUUUCCAUUACACGAGAGUAGAUGUUAAAACUUCAUGCUGAUUUGAACUCGGCUCUCGCCAAGAUAAGCACCAACUAAGACGUAGCUUUACAGUAAACUAAUAUGAUCCAUAUGCGUCUCCAUCCAUUUACGUUUCCUUCCAUAUGAUGAUGUAGAUAUCCUUCUGUCUGGUGUUAAUGGCUGAAGUGUAAUGCUGGCUCCAGGGAUCAGCUUAUUUUGCCUCCCUGGCGCAUCAGCACACACAACGGCUGCGAUGCUGGCUCCGGGGAUCAACCAAGUGCGGCCUCCCCAGCGCAUCAGCAUGACAACCGUCUGGAUUGAGCUAAGUAGGGUACAUCUCUGGGGUUUUCAAGUGGGCACCUUCCAUCCUCAGUGUUUCGUCGACUAGCCCACGACACCUCAA